AUGGCGCCGAAGGCGGUAUCGGCGGCGACGCCGUCGAAGACGGCGAAGAGCCCGGUCGACCAACAAAGCAGAUUAGGUAGAGGAUUGAAGAAACUUUCAACUGCAUUCACUACAGACCUAAAGGAUUAUGGGCCACUCCUUUCAAAAUGUCAGGAGGGAGUAGAUAAUACUUCCAAUUCCACCUAUAAAACACAUAAAAGUAUUUUAUGUGAAUAUAUAACUUCUGCUGUUAGAGGUACUUACGGGAAUAAAGCAGUAAAUGGAAAAAAAACAAAUAAUCAAGGUCCUGGUUCUAGUCCUGGUUCUAGCACUGUUUUCAGUGGAUUAGAUCGUACACAUCGUUGUAAAUUUUUACGAAUAUGUAUGAAAUAUUUAAUAAAAAAUUAUUGUAUAUCGGAGGAUGAUGUUAAGACCAUUUUAGAGGCAAUGAAGGAACGAGUUGAGUCAUGGUCCGUGGAAGGGCAUGUAAAAAAUAAACAAAAGUAUAAAAAAGCUUUUGGUAAAUGUAUAUCAAAGCCAUGGAAUGAGGAAAAAGAAGGAGAAAAAAAGUUAAAAUGUAGUGUUAUUAAUAUAAUUAAGGUUAGUGAUAGAGGUAAAGAGGGGACCUUGAACCCAUUGAAAUCGGCACUAACAGCACUAUCACUACUACCUGGUGGAGGAAGUGGAAAUUGUUCCAACGCAGCUAGAAACAGAGCUGGCAGUCAAUAUGAAAAUGAUUGUUCAUCACAACCAAACGCCGUCACCACUGGCACCGUCGUCGACGACGAUGUCGUCGACAGCGAAGACGAAGAUGAUGAUGAUCCAGUUGCUACUGUUGGUGGUAGUCCAACACCAUCACUAACAUCACAUUCAACAGGAAAAGGGAUAGGGAACUCUUCCUCCCCUUCCCUUUCUUCUUUUCCUUUUGACUCGAUUCAUCCUUAUCUUCCUCUAGUUCCUUCUAUCCUUGGAAUUAUCACCAUAACUUAUUACCUUUGGAAGUAUUUUGGCCAACUGGGUAAAAUAAGACGUUUCAGGAGAGCUCCUUUAAGAAUUCCUGGUCCAUCUAUACAGGAACAGCUCCUCGAUCAUGUGGAAGAAGCUGGUCCACAUGAAUAUCGAUUAGUGAAGGAACGAAAACCUCGUUCUGCUCCAACGAGAACGAAACGUUCUGGUCGCGUGAAUCGUGGAACGAUUAUUGAAAUUCAUUUUGAAGUGUUGGACGAAUGUCAAAAAGGCGACACACAAUUGAACCAAAAGGAUUUUCUGGAACUUUUGGUUCAAGAGUUUAUGGGAAGCGAACUUAUGGAAGAAGAAGAACAGGUUCCUAAGGAAGACGUUCUUAUGGAACACGUUCCAAUUUUAGGUUCCAGGUUACUGGUUUAA
Plasmodium knowlesi strain H is the source of this 1365-nucleotide messenger RNA. RefSeq names its product SICAvar, type II. The coding region runs from base 1 to 1365 and encodes 454 amino acids. The record is from RefSeq and is a predicted model, not a curated record. NCBI's taxonomy places the organism in Eukaryota, Apicomplexa, Aconoidasida, Haemosporida, Plasmodiidae. The transcript has 3 exons.